Caenorhabditis sp. 36 PRJEB53466 is the source of this 1614-nucleotide messenger RNA. The record is from the annotation of a GenBank genome assembly. NCBI's taxonomy places the organism in Eukaryota, Metazoa, Nematoda, Chromadorea, Rhabditida, Rhabditidae.
AUGAUUCUUCCCGUCAUUUUCACACUUUCCAUUCUCUUUUCGCCCAUUUCUACAGGUAAUUCUAAAGAUUCGCAGAAUUCAUCCAAACUUUGUUAUUUUACCAGAUAAUGAGUGCCCGUACCAAUACAAAUUCUACGCGGAAACUGCAAUUUGCUAUCAUUUAUCCGAAAUGCUAUACGAUUUCGACGGAGCCGUCAAUUAUUGUCAGAAUAACGGAGGAAAGCUCGUCUCGUUGAUUCAGGGCGAAAGACAGGGAGUCGCCAGUGAGUUAGGGGAAAAUGAGAAAGGAUCAUUCACAACUGAAAUCACAGAACUUUAUAGAAACAGAGAAUAACCUGUAUGGAUUCAAAACGUUCUAGUGUUGAGCGGAAUUCCGUCUUCCAGGUUUCAAAUUCCAUUUCCGCUCAACACUGGUUCUUCAGCAAGUUUAGUUUCUGCUGUCAAAACGUAAUGUAACUGUAAGCAUAAUCAUUUCAUAAAAACGGGGUUCGGACGACCUUUUUCCGAGUUGCACUGGUCGAUUUGAGAUAAUUCUUCUGCAGAUCUAACCGCCCACCUCGCUUUCCAACCGUGGAUUGCGUCCCGAAGAAACACGACGAAUGGAGUGUUCUACAACCUGGACAAGUCCGUUUUCAUACCGGGGCAAUGGACUGCCGGUUCUUAACUUUAUCCCUCUCCCUGGAAACCAUUCCUUUUCAGGAGAGCCAACGACAACAAACGGCAACUGUGUCACUUUCAAAGGCGUCGGCGCCAGCGUGGGUCUCCAGACGACGCAGUGCUAUCAGCAGCAGUACGCCUUCUGCAAGAUUGUGCCGAAUCUGUGCAACGGAGGCGUCCAGAACGGAACAUUCGGAUCCAUUCAGUCGCCACAGUAUCCGGAUCAGUAUUACAACAAGCUGCUCUGCUACCACUAUUUGUACGGUAAGAAAAGCAAAAUGAAUUGAAUCUGACAUCCACAUGAAAUUUCAGCUCCAGACGGUUUCUCAGUGAACAUUUAUUUCCCUCAGAUCAACACGGAAAGAUAUUAUGAUUUCGUCGAACUUUAUGAGGGAAACAGUACGGCCAAAGGAGAUCAGAUUGUCUCGUAAGAUCAUAGUCUAUUGCAAUUAUUUAUUUCAUUACAAACUUUAAUUUUGCAGCCUCACUGGAAAUCUGACAGACCUUGAGUAUUCCUCCAAAGGAAGCCUUCUUCUCGUUGUCUUCCGAACGAACUAUGUCAUCACGGACACGGGUUUCUACGGCACGUGGAAUGUGCAGAGGAUUCAACCGCCCAUCGUGGCCAACGGAACAAGCAGCGGCGAGUUGAGCUCUCCGAACUAUCCAAGCGAUUAUAACACGUUUGAUAAGCAAUUGUACUACAUUGAAGUGGUCGCCGGCGCGCAAAUCAACGUGAUCAUCGACGACUUUGUGACUCAGGAGACUUUUGAUUAUCUGGAAAUCUACUCGACUCUUAAUCAAACGUCAGCCACGCCGGUCGCCAGAUUCUCGGGGAACUCUGUCGCUCCGUGGAACUGGCUUAGUCCGUCGAAUGUGGUGUCGCUGAAGUUUGUGUCGGACGGCAGUUAUCAGUACAAAGGAUGGCAUUUGGGGUGGAAUAUGGUCGAGCGGAAAUGA